Molecule: messenger RNA, 2161 nt
Organism: Anopheles moucheti
Lineage: Eukaryota; Metazoa; Arthropoda; Insecta; Diptera; Culicidae
Product: leucine-rich repeat-containing protein 15-like
Exons: 2
Coding region: 25-1635 (536 amino acids)
Cellular component (GO): extracellular matrix
Molecular function (GO): protein binding
Source: RefSeq, a predicted model, not a curated record
CAGUUCCCGAACUUCCGUGCUGCAAUGGGCUGGCUGCACAGCUUAUCACUUUUAAGUGUUUUAUUCGCCUGCAGUUUCGUUACUGCUGAGUAUAGUUACCCAAACUACCCACCAAGCCAGAGGCAAACCAGCUAUCCGACGUCAAAAACUAAUACCUACUGGCACCGGUACGUUUGCCGGGAAUCUAAUCCGAGCUACCAAUGUAUAUUCCGCGAUGUGUCAAUCGAUAGAAAUACUCCCGGUGCUUACUUCGGUGAUGUUGAGAUAACGCAUAACAGCCAGAAAAACAUUACAUUCAAAAACUCAUUCAUGAGAAAACUACCGGAGACAUUAUUGAACUCGUUCAGAGAAGUCGAGCUGCUCGAACUGAGUGGUCUUCAGCUAGAGGAAAUCGCACCGAACGCCUUCGCAUACGGUAACCACAUCCGGGAACUGUAUAUGGGCUACAACAAUAUUCGCGUAUUACCACAGGGUGUGUUUCAAAACAUGAGGGCUCUCGAAUUGUUGGGGCUGGAUCGGAACCUCCUCGAGCAUUUGCCAUGGAACAUCUUUGCCGAUACAUCUAAUCUCAUCGGACUGUCGAUUGUGAACAACAUCCUGCAGCGUAUCGGUGAUAAUACCUUCAAGAAUGUUAAAAAAUUGGAGAAUCUAGAAUUGUCCAGCAAUAAUCUCACCUACAUUGACCUUUCGCUCAUUCCGAGCCUAAAAUAUGGAAAUGUGAGUUCCAACCUGCUUACGACAUUGGCAAUCCCGGUGGCUGUGGCAGAACUGGAUGCCUCGCACAAUCGCAUCGCCACUGUGACGGGUCCAAACAAUACAGAGCUCGAGAGUCUCUUUUUGCACCAUAACAACCUAACAAACAUCGCAUGGCUUGGGCGCUAUUCCGGACUGAUCGUUUUGGAUCUUUCAUACAAUGAGAUAGAAAAGGUAACAGACAAUCACUUCAAGAAAUCGUACCGUCUAGAGAAAUUAUACCUGUCUAACAACCGGCUGGUGGCAUUGAACCUGAAUUCCGCACCUAUCGGAACACUCAAGAUACUCGAUGUCCGGCACAACCAUCUACUGCAUGUGGAAAGGAAUGUGAAUCAGUUCAAUACGCUAGAGGAGCUGUAUCUCGAUCACAACGCGAUCGUAACGCUCAAGCUCAGGCCCAAUAACGCACUUCAAAAUCUCACACUAUCGCACAACGAUUGGGAUUGCAAAAAUCUGGAUGAACUGUUUCAAAGCGUGUCGGAAUCGGUAAUAAAUGACCGUGACCGCUCCUGCAAGGCAGACUACCAACUAAAGCAAGGCAUUUGCUGUAAGGAAAGUGACAAACCACAACUAGACCGACUGUUAAUGCAGAUCAGUUUGACGAUCGAUGCAGAAAAGCAACAGCGUGCCGAAGGAUGUUGCAGUGCAUCGGAUAUAAUCAAUAGCGUCCGGAAGUUGACCGAUUUCAUUACUCAGGAAGGCAUAUUGGUGCAAUCCAAUCCACAGCUCCAGACCGAAAUUAACCUACUGAAGGCCGAUGUUCAACUGCUAACGUACCUACAGUCGCAACAUGAGCAACUGCUUGAACUUUUGCAUACCGGGGUCGAUAAUGCUGUGCGUCGCUACCGCGUGAUAAAGCUAGGAUUGUAUCUGAAUAUUUGAUGUUCGUUUGAGGAUGGAGAAACAAGAAAACGUUAAUCAGAAGCAAACCGCAAACAACAGGAAGUGGCAUGAUUGGAACAGGAAAACGUAAACCUUGAUAACCUACUGGAAGUGAAGAGAAGUAAGACAUGAAUAAAGAGACGAAGAGCCAAACAGUUAAAGUGUAACGUUUGCAAUAAAGCUUAUAACUAAGUGAUAGAUCGCAAUACGGUAUCUUUCAUUCCCGUAAUGGUAGUAUUAGACCGAAGGCAGGAACACAAUUGAACUGUAAACUUCAACUUUUUAUUUCUUCUCCCCUUAAAAUCCUUCUUAAAUUCCCACAAAAUGCGAGAGAAAUGAUUGAUCAAUUUUGAACACGAUUGCGAAUGGUUGGAUGUUCGUUAUCAGCCUGAUGUGGUGAUGUAGUGUAUGCAUCAACUCACGCCAAAACGUAGAAUGCGAUCGUACACCAUCACUUGCAAGUUACCGAAUGCACAGUUCGUGCCAGCAAAUGUAUCACGUAGGGUAUUUCAAAUAAAAUAUCAAC